UUGAGGGGGACCUGCCAGGGCCUGGAGCCUGGGACAGGACACGAGGCCAAAAGUGAGCCACCAAGGGGCCUGCAUGUCUUGCUCACGUCUCCCUCCGCCUUCUCUGUCCUAGCUAAGCCCACAGUGACCGUGUAUCCUGCAAAGACCCAGCACCUGCAGCACCACAGCCUCCUGGUCUGCUCCAUGAAUGGCUUCUAUCCGGGCCCCAUUGAGGUCCGCUGGCUGCGCAACGGCCAGGAAGAGGAGGCCGGGGUGAUGUCCACGGGCCUGAUCCGGAACGGGGACUGGACCUUCCAGACCCUGGUGAUGCUGGAGACAGUUCCCCGGAGCGGGGAGGUCUACACCUGCCAAGUGCGGCACCCCAGCAGCACCAGCCCUGUCACCGUGGAAUGGAGGGCCCAGUCUGGAUCCACACAGAGCAAGGUGCUGAGUGGAGCUGGGGGCUUCCUGCUGGGGCUGCUCUUCCUCGGGACGGGGCUGCUCAUCUACUUCAGGGCUCAGAAAGGAAACGCUGGACUUCAGCCCACAGAACAGAAGGUGCGGGGGACGAGCCAGGGGACAGACAGCGGGGAGCUUGGGUGUGGCUUUGGUGGCCGCUUACACUGCAGGGUCUCCUCCUGCCUGAUCGCUGCCCCCAAGAAGCUCAACUCUAUCCUCCACCAGAAGGACCUGCAGGGUCAGCAAGAGGACCAAUGA
Messenger RNA from Myotis lucifugus (little brown bat), 696 nucleotides. Its product is annotated as DLA class II histocompatibility antigen, DR-1 beta chain-like. Lineage: Eukaryota; Metazoa; Chordata; Mammalia; Chiroptera; Vespertilionidae. The annotation marks the transcript as partial. Gene Ontology annotation, biological process: positive regulation of T cell activation; peptide antigen assembly with MHC class II protein complex; immunoglobulin production involved in immunoglobulin-mediated immune response. The record is from RefSeq and is a predicted model, not a curated record. Gene Ontology annotation, molecular function: MHC class II protein complex binding. Gene Ontology annotation, cellular component: lysosomal membrane; late endosome membrane; MHC class II protein complex. The transcript has 5 exons.